Hyaena hyaena (striped hyena) is the source of this 4056-nucleotide messenger RNA. RefSeq names its product ERCC excision repair 5, endonuclease (gene ERCC5). Gene Ontology annotation, biological process: nucleotide-excision repair. Lineage: Eukaryota; Metazoa; Chordata; Mammalia; Carnivora; Hyaenidae. Bases 318 to 3962 code for a protein of 1214 amino acids. The record is from RefSeq and is a predicted model, not a curated record. Gene Ontology annotation, molecular function: DNA endonuclease activity; single-stranded DNA binding. Gene Ontology annotation, cellular component: nucleus. The transcript has 16 exons.
UUUGCGCACCCUGCUAGAAAACGGGCGGUGUUGGGGGGCCACAUCCUGGCUGUUGGUCUCGCCUGCGUGUUCCCUUCGCCGCUCUUCGUUUCAGAGGGCGCACGUUUAGGCCAGACCUUCGCAGAGACGAGGUCUGGCGCCUCCCGCGCCUCCCUGACGCCGGCCAUUCUCGGGGCCCCGCCCUUUCUUCCGUGGGGCAGUGUCAGCCGCCGGGAAGUGCCGUCCUCGCCGGUGCCGGUGUCCGUCUUCCCCGGGUGGGAGCGGGGGGAGCUGCGCCCGGGAUAGGAGGCCUCCCGCCGAGGGUCGCUGGGGGCCUCAUGGGGGUGCAGGGGCUCUGGAAGCUUCUGGAGUGCUCCGGGCGGCAGGUGAGCCCGGAGACGCUGGAGGGGAAGAUCCUCGCCGUGGAUAUUAGCAUUUGGUUGAACCAGGCACUAAGAGGAGUCCGGGAUCGCCAUGGGAACUCAAUAGAAAAUGCACAUCUUCUCACUUUGUUUCAUCGACUCUGCAAACUCUUAUUUUUUCGAAUUCGUCCUAUUUUUGUGUUUGAUGGGGACGCUCCACUAUUGAAGAAACAGACUUUGGCUAAGAGAAGGCACAGAAAGGAUUUGGCAACCAGUGAUUCCAAAAAAACUACGGAGAAGCUUUUGAAAACAUUUUUGAAAAGACAGGCAAUCAAAACUGCCUUAAAAAGUAAAAGAGAUGAAGCGCUCCCCAGUCUUACCCAUGUUAGAAGAGAAGAUGACCUCUAUGCUUUGCCGCCUUUAGAGAAGGAAGAGAAGAACAGUUCAGAAGAAGAAGAUGAAAAAGAAUGGCAAGAAAGAAUGAGUCAGAAACAAACAUUACAGGAAGAGUUUUUUCGUAAUCCUCAUGCGAUAGAUAUUGAAUCUGAAGACUUCAUCAGCCUGCCUCUUGAAAUAAAGCAUGAAAUCCUGACUGAUAUGAAAGAAUUUACCAAGCGAAGAAGAACUUUAUUUGAAGCAAUGCCAGAGGAGUCUAAUGACUUUUCACAGUACCAGCUCAAAGGCUUGCUUAAAAAAAACUAUCUAAACCAACACAUAGAAAAUGUCCAAAGGGAAAUGAAUCAGCAACAGUCAGGACAAAUCCAAAGACAAUACGAAGAUGAAGGGGGCUUUUUGAAGGAGAUAGAGUCGAGGAGAGUGGUUUCUGAAGACACUUCACAUUACAUCUUGAUAAGAGGUGUUCAGGCUAAGAAGGCUGCAGAGGUGGGUUCGGAGGCUCCUCCUUCCAGCCAAGAGCACAGCAAGUAUCUGGACGUGAAGGCCUCCCCUUGUGAGAAACUGGGCCCGCAGGAAGAGGCCGCCGCGCCUCCUUCUCCGGGAACGUCCCUGGCCCUGCAGGCCGCCUUGCUGGGGGGCAGCUCGGAGGAGGAGGGCGGGGGGCAGCCCGCCGCGCGCAGCGCACCCGUGUCACCGCGGACUCUCUGGGCCAUUCAGAAGGCCCUUGAGGACGACGACGACGCAGAAGCGCAGACGGGGGCGGAGCCGGAGAAGCCCCCCGGGGACGGUCCCCCUGAGGACACCGCCGAAGGCCUGCGAGCGGGCGCUGGCACAGGGCCGCCGUUGCCAGCAGGGGCCCCCCUGACCCGCGUCCACUCGGCGCGGGAGCGCGAGACCCGCCCUGACGGUGGCCAGCGGCCGACCGACUCGGCACGUUUGUCACGGCCCGUCGGCGAAUCUCGAGUUCCAGAGCAAGAAACGUCCCCGAGUCAGGUGGCCAGCGACGCCUUUCAGACGGCGGUGGGGCCCCGCGGUGGGGAACCCGCUCCCGCUCCAGCACCGCCCACGAGUUCAAGGUCAGUGUCGACGAAUGACACACAGGCCAGCGUGCCUGAGCCACAAGCAGACCUUCCUGCCGCCGGCGGUAAAUAUGAUGAGCCUGCAGUUAGGGGUAGAGAAGACGCAGUUCCUUCAGAGGGCGCCGCGCCCGCACCCCGGGGUGGGGAACCCGCUUCCCCACCGCCCACGAGUUCAAAGUCAGUGUCGAGGAGGAAUGACACACAGGCCAGCGUGCCUGGGCCGCAAGCAGACCUUUGUGCCGCGGGCGGUAAAUAUGAUUCCUCUGUUCUUUCAAGCGAGGACGAAGCAGAAUGUGAAAAAAGUCCUCUUUCUAAAAUCACUGGCACUGUCGUUUUGCAUGAAACGAGUAAUAUACAAAGUGUCCCUUCAGAGGCAAAAAGUAAUUUCGAAAAUGCGGGAUCAUUUGAUGCUAAAGAGUGUGAGAAUUUCCUGAAAACCAUCCAAGAAGUCGAGACAGUGGAAUUGGCAGACCAGGACUUCAUUUCCCUUCCGAAAUCUGCGGAGCCCACGGAUAUCGACUCUGAAGAAAGUGACUCUGACGGAAGUUUCAUUGAAGUCCAGAGUGUCCCUAGUAGUGACGAACUUCAAGCUGAGUUACAUGAAGCUUCCAGACCUCCUUCUGGACAAGAUGAAGAGGAAUCAAUAGGAACUGAGACAGAAGAAGCCACUGCUGAUUCCGAGGGCCUCCUAAGACACGACUCUGGAAGUGAGGCCUUGGAUAUUGAGCCAUGUGAAGAAGCUGAAAAAGAGGCAGACAGUUCACUCAAUGAAUGGCAAGAUAUUAAUUUGGAGGAACUGGAAAGUCUGGAGAGCGACCUGUUGGCACAGCAGAGUUCACUGACCGCACAGAAGCAGCAGCAGGAGCGCAUUGCUGCUACCGUCACGGGGCAGAUGUUCCUGGAGAGCCAGGAACUUCUUCGCCUGUUUGGCGUCCCCUACAUCGAGGCUCCCAUGGAAGCAGAGGCUCAGUGCGCCCUCCUGGACCUGACUGAUCAGACUUCUGGAACAAUCACCGAUGACAGUGAUAUUUGGCUGUUUGGAGCCCGGCAUGUCUAUAAAAACUUUUUUAAUAAAAACAAGUUUGUGGAAUAUUACCAGUAUGUGGACUUUCACAACCAACUUGGACUAGACCGGAGCAAAUUAAUAAAUUUGGCCUAUUUGCUUGGAAGUGAUUAUACAGAAGGAAUACCAACGGUAGGUUGUAUUACAGCCAUGGAAAUUCUCAAAGAGUUCCCUGGACACGGCCUGGAACCUCUCCUAAAAUUCUCAGAGUGGUGGCAUGAAGCUCAAAAUAAUAAGAAGAUAAGACCUAACCCUCAUGACACCAAAGUGAAAACAAAGUUACGCAAGCUGCAGCUCACACCUGGCUUUCCGAACCCCGCUGUGGCAGACGCUUACCUCAGACCCGUGGUGGAUGACUCCAGGGGCUCAUUUCUGUGGGGGAGGCCGGAUCUCGACAAAAUUAGAGAAUUUUGUCAGCGUUAUUUUGGCUGGAACAGGACGAAGACAGAUGAGUCCCUGUUUCCAGUAUUAAAGCAACUGAACGCUCAGCAGACACAGCUCCGAAUUGAUUCUUUCUUUAGAUUAGCUCAACAGGAGAAACAAGAUGCUAAGGGUAUAAGGAGCCAGAGACUUAACAGAGCUGUGACAUGUAUGCUGAGAAAAGAAAGAGAAGAAGUGGCCAGUGAAAUAGAAGCCGUGUCCGUUGCCAUGGAGAAAGAGUGUGAGUUCCCUGAUAAGGCACAGGGGAGAACCCAGAAGAGAAGCCGGGAGAAUAGACAGAAAGAGUCCUCAAACCUGAAAAGAAAGAGGCUUUCGGAUUCUAAGCAACAGAGUGAACAUGGCGGGUUUCUGGGGGGCGCCUGCCUCUCGCCGCCACCCGGGGCAUCUUCAGGGGAGGAUGCUGAGUGUGUAUCUUCAGCGAGCCUGCGAAGUGGGAGCAUGGCCCAGGAGCCCCCCGCCAGCCGUCCGGCUUUGCGGAGCGCGGCGCGCCCUGCCCCCAUCCGCAUUGAAGACUCGACCAGCAGCAGCUCCAGUGACGAUGACCGGGCAGGGACAGCACCAGUGCUGGUGACUGCCAGAUCUGUGUUUGGGAAGAAAAAGGGCAAACUGAGAGGUAGCAGAGGGAAAAAGAGGAAAAGCUAAUUUAAACCAGUGUGUUCCGUGUCAUCGAGCAUAACUUAACAUCUCGUAAUGAAUUCGUUGUGAUGAAAUAGAACAAUUAAAAGUAUUGGCACAA